Messenger RNA from Lineus longissimus, 2023 nucleotides. Its product is annotated as cystinosin-like. Gene Ontology annotation, molecular function: L-cystine transmembrane transporter activity. NCBI's taxonomy places the organism in Eukaryota, Metazoa, Nemertea, Pilidiophora, Heteronemertea, Lineidae. The record is from RefSeq and is a predicted model, not a curated record. The transcript has 10 exons. Gene Ontology annotation, cellular component: vacuolar membrane. Bases 399 to 1652 code for a protein of 417 amino acids. Gene Ontology annotation, biological process: L-cystine transport.
UUAAUAGUGCAUGAUUUAGUUAAUUUUUACGUACGCCUAGUCCUUCUUAGUUCUCAGUUAUAGUUAUUUGUCUUGUGCUACUGAAAGUUCUCAGUAUUGCCUGUGCAUCCUCAGGAGUAUAAGGAAAAUCACUGGUUAUGUCAGGAUAAACUUUCUUGGCCUCUCAUGGAUCAUGCUGAACUAUACCAGUGACCGUUCAUGGUGGAACACUGCUGAGUGACCCGACCACACUGUCAGUGUCAUAUGGUAGGCCUACUAGUACUACUGCACCCGGCAGUUGAAUAGAGACGAAAAAUAGACUGUCUGCUUGCUUGAAAUAAAACAAAAAGUCUUUUUGGAAUGCAAGUCAGCUUAAAAGGAAAGAAAACAGACAUUUUUGUGUCACCUCAUCUUGAGACAUGGUGCUCCAGGUCAUCAUUCUUACUCUGUUGAGUCAGUUAUAUCUAUUUGGAGUCGAAGCUGCCUAUGUUGAGUUUUCUUCAAGUUCCUUGACCCUUGAAGUAGGAAAGACAUCAAAUGUCACCCUUAAUAUAAGUUCUCCUAUCCAGGAUGAAGCAAUUCUGUGGUUCACAUACCAGGAGGGUGAUAACAUACUCACGAGGCAGACGUACGAAGUAGUUUCACCACUAGGCAACCUCACAAUACAUGCAAAUGAAUCAAGAGAAAUACCAAUCUGUAUUGAGGGUGUGGAUGCUGGCAAUGUCAUUGUUGGUCUCAACUCAUCAGCUGAUGAAUUUGAGGAUCUGGACAAAGCAUUUGUGCGCGUGGACGUUGUUCAUUUCAAGGCGCUAGACAUUGUCUCACAAGUGAUUGGGUGGAUAUAUUUUGUUGCAUGGUCCGUCUCAUUCUAUCCACAAGUGGUGCUAAACUGGCAGCGCAAAAGUGUUGUUGGAUUAAACUUUGAUUUUGUUUGUUAUAACCUGACUGGAUUCGUUGCUUAUGGUCUGUUCAACAUUGGCUUGUUUUGGAUUCCUGAGAUUAUUAACAUGUAUAAAGAACAACAUCCAAGAGGCAUCAAUCCUGUGCAACUCAAUGAUGUUUUCUUCUGCAUUCAUGCUGUGGCCCUCACCAUCAUCGUCCUUAUACAGGUUCUAAUAUAUGAUCGAGGAGGACAGCGUGUGUCCCGAGUGUGUAUCAUCCUGCUAGCCCUGAUGUGGCUAUUUGCUGGUGUCUCGCUAGUUGUGGUGCUGUUCCACAAGAUAACUUGGCUAGAUUACCUCUACUUCUUCUCGUAUAUAAAAAUAGCCAUUACACUUAUCAAGUAUGUGCCACAGGGUUUUAUGAACUACCAAAGGAAGAGUACAGAAGGCUGGAGUAUAGGGAAUGUCCUGUUGGACUUCACCGGUGGUUCCUUCAGUUUGGUGCAGAUGUUCGUGUUGGCUUAUAAUAACAAUGAUUGGGGUUCCAUAUUCGGUGAUCCAACAAAGUUUGGUCUUGGUGCUAUCUCCAUUCUAUUUGACAUCUUCUUCAUGGUCCAGCAUUAUAUUCUUUACCGCCCAAAGAAGGGUCAAGGUACAAGUGAAAAAGACCCACUUCUCUGUGAAAAACGUACCAAUAAUCUUGAAAACAGCAGUUACAAUCAGACUGUGAACUGUGAGCCAAAUUCUCCACCUGGGAGGCUUAAUUCUAAAACAUAUAUCAUUGAGGAUUGAUGGUGUCACUGUCAUGCUGGGAACAUGCUAUGGAGACAAUGAAAACAAGUUUACAAGCGAACCGCCUAUGGAUACAUAGCCUAAUAGAGAAGGAGGGAUCUAGAACAGAGUGUUGUAAAAGUUCCCAAUUCAUCGACAGAAUAGUCUAUGAGUGAUAAGAUAAUGUUGAUAAAGAAAUUUUGUAAUGCCUGAUGAACACCAUCAUCACUGUGCAAUAGUCUUAGCAGGGUGCAACAAUGGGGUCCAUUAUAAAACGAUUAUAUAGCUGUGUAUGUUGUGAACUCAAGUCCUUAUACAUGUACAUGUUAUAACUUGUAUAUGAUUAUUUUGACAAUUGGCAAUAAAUAUUUUAUUUAUUAUUCAAAUCGUAU